Messenger RNA from Eublepharis macularius, 8565 nucleotides. RefSeq names its product kinesin family member 21B (gene KIF21B). The transcript is spliced from 36 exons. Bases 1 to 4908 code for a protein of 1635 amino acids. Gene Ontology annotation, molecular function: microtubule binding; microtubule motor activity; ATP binding. The record is from RefSeq and is a predicted model, not a curated record. Lineage: Eukaryota; Metazoa; Chordata; Lepidosauria; Squamata; Eublepharidae. Gene Ontology annotation, biological process: mitotic spindle organization; microtubule-based movement.
AUGGGGGAGGUUGGUCGAUUGGUCAGUCCAUAUAUUGAUGUAGCAGAGCAUGUUGGCAUAGCCUAUUCCAGGAUCCGUCCUCAGAUGCCAAAGGAGAAGAUCGAAGGAUGUCAUAUCUGCACAUCAGUGACACCUGGCGAGCCUCAGGUCCUCCUAGGAAAGGACAAAGCCUUUACCUACGACUUUGUCUUCGAUCUGGAUACGUGGCAGGAACGGAUCUACACAACCUGUGUGAGCAAACUCAUCGAAGGCUGCUUCGAGGGUUACAAUGCUACCGUGUUGGCGUAUGGCCAGACAGGUGCAGGUAAGACUUAUACCAUGGGCACUGGCUUUGACAUGAACAUUUCUGAAGAGGAGCUUGGCAUAAUUCCACGAGCCAUUGCCCAGUUGUUUAGUGGCAUAGAAGAGCGCAAGCGGGCAGCACAGGAACAGGGUGUGCCUGCACCAGAGUUCAAAGUCAGUGCGCAGUUCUUGGAGCUGUACAAUGAAGAGAUCCUGGAUCUUUUUGAUAGCACACGGGACCCUGACUCCCGCCACCGGAAAUCCAACAUCAAAAUCCAUGAGGAUGCCAGUGGUGGCAUCUACACUACUGGUGUCACAUCUCGCCUCAUUGGCUCGCAGGACGAGCUGAUUCAGUGCCUGAAGCAGGGAGCUCUGUCCCGAACCACAGCCAGCACCCAGAUGAAUGUGCAGAGCUCUCGCUCCCAUGCAAUCUUCACCAUCUACCUUUGCCAAAUGCGAGUGUGUUCUCCUGUACACUUGGUGAAUGGUGACACAAACAGUCUCCUUGAGGGAUCUCAGCCUACCAACGAGUAUGAGACGCGAACUGCCAAAUUCCACUUUGUUGACCUGGCUGGUUCAGAGAGGUUAAAACGGACUGGAGCUACAGGCGAGAGAGCCAAAGAAGGGAUCUCCAUCAACUGUGGCUUGCUAGCGCUUGGAAACGUCAUCAGUGCCCUUGGAGAUCAGAGCAAGAAAGCCUUGCAUGUGCCGUACCGGGAUUCAAAGUUGACUCGGCUCCUGCAGGACUCCCUUGGUGGUAACAGCCAAACUAUAAUGAUUGCCUGUGUGAGCCCUUCAGACCGGGAUUUUAUGGAGACUCUGAAUACCUUAAAGUAUGCCAAUCGUGCUCGCAACAUCAAGAACAAGGUGGUGGUGAAUCAAGAUAAGACAAGCCAGCAAAUCAGUACCCUACGAGCUGAAAUUGCCCGCCUGCAGAUGGAACUCAUGGAAUACAAGGCGGGCAAGCGGGUCAUUGGGGAGGAUGGCUCUGAAGGAUACAGUGACCUGUUCCAUGAGAAUGCCAUGCUGCAGAAGGAGAACACCACCUUGCGUAUGCGGGUGAAAGCGAUGCAGGAGGCCAUUGAUGCCAUCAACAUCAGAGUCACCCAUCUGAUGAGCCAGGAAGCCAACCUGAUUCUUGCCAAGGCAGGUGACGGUAAUGAGGCUAUUGGUGCUCUGAUCCAGAACUAUAUUCGAGAAAUCGAGGACCUCAGGACAAAACUCUUGGAGAGUGAAUCUAUGAAUGAGUCAUUGCGUCGCAGCCUAUCUCGAGCUUCUUCCAGGCUUCCUUAUUCCUUGGGCUUAUCUCCAGGGCCUGGUCUGGGGACUUCAAAUAGCCCUGUCACCGCUGUGGAAGCAGAGGCCUCUGAAGUCCUCCAGUGGGCCAAGCAGGACCUAGAACGGCUGAAGAAAGAGACUAAAUUGCAAAGGAAAAGCCCGGAGAAGGAAGGAUUUAAGAAGAAGUUCAGGCUACAGCAGGAAAAUGAGGCAGAUGAGACAGAUGAGAAUGAAGCGGAAGAGGAGGAACGGGAUGAGAGUGGCUGUGAGGAAGAAGGUGGCCAGGAGGAGGACGAGGACGAUGAUUCAGGAAGUGAAGAAAGUCUGGUGGAUUCUGACUCAGAUGCUGAGGAAAAAGCAGCCAAUUUCCAAGCUGACUUGGCUGACCUAACCUGCGAGAUAGAGAUCAAGCAGAAGCUGAUAGAUGAGCUGGAAAACAGCCAACGGCGCCUCCAAACCCUGAAACAUCAGUAUGAGGAAAAGCUGAUUCUGCUGCAGAACAAGAUCCGUGACACCCAGUUGGAGAGGGACAGGGUCCUGCAGAACCUCAGUACCAUGGAAUGCUACACAGAAGAGAAAGCCAACAAGAUCAAAGCAGAUUAUGAGAAGCGACUGAGGGAGAUGAACAGGGACUUGCAGAAGUUGCAGGCAGCCCAGAAGGAGCAUGCCCGCCUCCUCAAAAACCAGUCUCGAUACGAACGAGAGUUGAAGAAGCUGCAUGCAGAAGUGGCAGAGAUGAAGAAAGCUAAAGUAGCACUUAUGAAACAAAUGCGUGAGGAGCAGCAGAGAAGGAGACUGGUAGAGACCAAGAGAAACCGGGAGAUUGCCCAGCUGAAGAAGGAGCAACGCAGGCAGGAGUUUCAGAUUCGAGCACUAGAAUCUCAGAAAAGGCAGCAGGAGAUUGUACUGCGCAGGAAAACCCAAGAGGUUUCUGCUCUGCGCCGUCUGACCAAACCUAUGUCCGAUCGGGUUGCUGGGAGGAUGAACCAGAAGUCCGCCAUGCUGGACUCAGGUGCCGAGGUCUCCACCAGCACAACCUCCUCUGAGCCAGAAUCUGGUUCUCGUUCUGUAUCCAGCAUUGUGCGCCAGUGGAAUCGGAAAAUCAACACCUUCCUGGGAGAUUCUCCUCCUCCCCCAAAUGGGAGUCGGACCAUCAGGAAGAAGUUUGCAAAGAAAGGGGCAAACCAGACCUUCAGCAAGACAGCCCGCCUGAAGUGGCAAUCUCUGGAGCGGCGUGUCUUUGAUAUUGUCAUGCAGAGGAUGACUGUCAUCAAUUUGGAAUCAGAUAUGGAGCGGCUUAUCAAGAAACGCGAGGAACUGUCACUGAUGCAAGAAAUGCUUCUAGGGAAGAGGGAGAAACUGCAAACAGAGAACCCUGAAGAGCAGAAAGGACUUCAGGAGCUAAAUGAGGAGAUUGAGGUGCUGGCAGCCAAUAUUGACUACAUCAAUGACAGCAUUUCUGACUGCCAGGCCACCAUCAUGCAAAUUGAGGAGACCAAGGAAGAACUGGAUUCCACUGACACCUCCGUGGUGAUCAGCUCUUGUUCUCUGGCUGAAGCUCGACUACUACUGGAUAAUUUCCUCAAGGCCUCCAUAGACAAGAGCCUGCAGGUGGCCCAAAAGGAGGCUCAGAUACGACUGUUGGAAGGACGCUUGAGGCAGACAGAUGUGACUGGCUCCUCCCAGAACCACCACAUCCUGGAUGCUCUGCGGGAGAAGGCAGAAUCCCACCCUGAGCUGCAGGCACUCAUCCACAAUGUCCAGCAAGAGAACGGCUAUGCCAGUACGGAUGAGGAAAUCUCUGAAUUCAGCCUGGCCUCAGAAGGGAGUUUUUCCCAGUCUUUCUCCAUGAAGGGCUCUGCCAGUCAGGAUGACUUCAAGUGCAGAGGAGAGCCCAAGCUGUCUGGCCAGAUGAAGGCUGUGUCUGCAGAGUGCCUGGGGCCUAUGCUGGAUAUCUCCACCAAGAACAUCACCAAGUCAUUGGCAUCUCUCAUGGAGAUCAAAGAGGAUGGAGUUGGCUUUUCCAUCCGUGAUGCUUACUACAAGGAGAAGGUUUCUCGCACCAUCAGCCUGCCCACUCGAGGGAGCACAUUCCCUAGGCAAUCCCGCGGCUCAGAUACGUCACCUCUCACAAGGAGGAAAUCCUACGACCGGGGCCAGCCCAUCAGGACUCCAGACGUCGGAUUCACUCCCCCCUCAUCUCCUCCCAGCAGACCACGCAAUGACCGCAACGUCUUCUCCCGCCUCACCAGCAACCAGAGUCAGGGCUCAGCAUUGGACAAGUCUGAUGACAGUGACUCCUCUGUCUCGGAGGUGCUGAGGGGCAUCAUUAAUCCAGUGGGAGGUUCCAGGGGUACCCGGACAGCCCCGCUGCAAUGCAUUUCUGUGGCAGAAGGACACACCAAGCCAGUUCUGUGCCUGGAUGCUACUGAUGAGCUGCUGUUCACUGGGUCCAAAGAUCGGAGCUGCAAAAUGUGGAACUUGGUGACUGGCCAGGAAAUUGCAUCUUUGAAGGGACAUCCGAACAAUGUGGUCUCCAUAAAGUACUGCAGCCACUCUGGCCUGGUAUUCACAGUCUCUACUUCUUACAUCAAAGUGUGGGACAUCCGGGACUCUGCAAAGUGUAUUCGCACCCUCACCUCAUCGGGCCAGGUGAUUUCUGGGGAUGCCUGUGCUGGGACCACUACCCGCACUAUCACCAGUGUGCAGGGCGAGCACCAGAUCAACCAGAUUGCGCUCAAUCCAACAGGCACCACACUGUAUGCAGCUACUGGCAACUCUGUCCGCAUCUGGGAGUUGAACAGAUUGCAGCCCAUUGGAAAGCUGACAGGCCACAUUGGGCCUGUGAUGUGCCUCACUGUGAACCAGACUGCAAGCAACCAUGACCUGGUCAUCACAGGAUCCAAAGACCAUUAUGUCAAGAUGUUUGAAAUCGCAGAAGGUGUUGGUGGGAAUAUUUGCCCAACCUACAACUUUGAACCACCACAUUACGAUGGUAUUGAAUGCCUAGCUAUUCAGGGAGAUGUUCUCUUCAGUGGCUCCAGGGACAAUGGGAUCAAGAAAUGGGACCUGGAGCAGCAGGAGCUCAUCCAGCAAAUCCCCAAUGCACACAAAGACUGGGUUUGCGCUUUGGCCUUUGUACCCAGCCGGCCUAUGUUGCUGAGUGCCUGCCGUGGUGGGACAGUGAAGGUCUGGAAUGUCGACAACUUUACCCCUGUUGGGGACAUUAAGGGACAUGACAGUCCCAUCAAUGCCAUCUGUACUAAUUCGAAGCACAUAUUCACAGCUUCCAGUGACUGGACUGUGAAACUCUGGACUGUGAGGAAGCUACUAAACUGCACAAUCUAGAACUGGGGAAAGACUAGACGUGGCAGGGCUGACCAGUGGUGAUGUCCUUGUGAACCCAGCUUACAAAGGCUAGAAAGCAAUGAUUAUUGUUCUGCUGGAAUCUUGCACUCUCGGGGACAUGGGAACAGAGGACAACCCUGGCUUUUGGUACUCUCUACACCACUAGUUGGGCGGCAGUUGGAUGGUACUGCAGAAUCUCCCUUCCUUCCAGUUUCCCAUCCUGUAUUUUUGCUUGAUAGAGUUUUUGCAGUGUCACUGAGUGGCAAACUGAUGCUUUACCAGGUGAGAAAGAAGACUAAGCUGAGGGUUGAGAGCGUUUUUCCAAUCAGAAUCCAUUUGGGACCAAAGCAAGUCUUUCUCAACCUCUCCUGGCAGAUCUGAGGCAGUGGGAUGUGUGAGAAGCUCUGCAAAAUCUCAUCUUCCAUCACCUGAGGAAGCCACGCUCAUUUCUUCCAUGGCUCAGGAGUUGCCUAUUAUUCCUACGUAUUCCUUGUAGUUCAGAGCUCAACAGUGAAAUCAACAAGAGGAAACUGAAACAUGCCAGUAGCUUCUAGGACGCAUUUCCUGGACGGCUAAUUGUCAAGAUUUUACAUGCUGUUUGUUGCUCAGAGUGUUAAUGGUUUUCUUUUCUUAUUUCUGUCAGUGAUGGACAGAGAGCUUUUUUUCCCUAAAGGGGGAAAGUGGGUUUCGAUGGUAGCACAAGGAUCCACCUUGUUGAGCACAUGUGGUGUUUCUCAGCCUCCCCUCCAGAAGUGGACUCACCAAAGGUUUUCAUUUUCAACUGCUAGCCAGUAAUGAUUGGGGGGGUUGUCACUUUGAAGAUCACAAAUGUUCUUGAGAUAACAUAAAAAAGAAAGUUUCUGCUGUAUCAAUGCACAUCUGUACAAAUCGGUGAUGGAUACAGUAAGAUUAAUCACUGUCUUUUCUUCCCUGUGGCAUCAAGAAUUCUGUGAGUUUGGAAGAAUGUGUCCGUUAUGCAUUCCAGCUUCAAACAAGAAAUUGGAACACUAGACCCAUUACACAGUGCUAAAUAUCCAGCUGAGGUGGAUCUGUGGAACUCUUUACUUUGUCUUGUUGGAAUCACAAGCUGACAAUGGUCACAGAAACUGACACUCUCUCUCAUAUGGGGAAAGGUCCUAUUUGUGUGGGAGCAGAAAAAUGUGGGAUUUCUUCCCCUCCCCCAGCUUUCCAACAGGGUAAGAAAUGUAUUGAAUUUCUUAACGCUUGGGUGUAGUUACAUGCAUUCUCGCAUCUCACUCCCCUUCGAUGGGGUGACAGUGCCCCUCACAACAUCACCCAAAGCAAUUCUUUGUUUACACCUGCUUGAAAUGCACCCAUUCCAGCUGUUUCACAUGUAUGCCACAUGCUGUCAUUAUCAUCAGUUCUUCCAGGAAGACGCAAGAGAGAACUGACUUUCUGUGCUUUGAUCAUCUUGAACUUUCAUUGGAUAUUUUGACCCACUCAGUUUACUCGUGUAUUCUAGUUUAAGCCCUGUCUCACUGUGUAACAGAAAAAGCUGUCAUCUGUAUGCAUCAAAGCCUGCCUGUCCAUGCCUCAUUGGAGAGGUACAAAGCACUCCUCAAAUUCUUCUUCCUCUUGCUCAUAAGUUAAUAUGAUGUGCACAUAAACUCUUAAUAGGCAUUGUGCUUUUUCACCAAAGUGUCGGGGACUAAAUUACGUAUGUAUGACCAUCUGUUGAAUAUACAGGCUUGAGGAAAGCAGCACACCGGUGGACCAAUGCAGACAAGCAGGCCAAAUUAAGCUGCUUCCUGCAUGCUUCAGAUAUUUCCACAGCUCUGCUUUGCCCCUGACUUGUAGGAGACAUCAGCUCUGAUUUACUGGGUUGCUUUGGGUGUGAACAUUGUCCCCACUUGGGUGCACUGAAGCUGCAGAUUCUGCCAUCAGAGUAGGAAGAUGUACUGUAAUUUUGUAUGGGUGUUUUAAAGCAUUUGUGUAUUGUCUUGUGCAUUAUUUGGCGUGGGGGUAGGCAGGAGAGAGGAGUGUGUAUGUGUUUAUGUGUGUGAGAGAGCUUUGAAGAGCAUGAAGGCUUGUUUUGAGUUAACCUACCUCAUGGCCCAAGGGUUUUUUUUAUGUUAAUAAAACUUGAAUUAGUCUGGGGAACAAACAUUCUCACACUGGCCCUGAUUUUUGAGCUUGCAGUUCUGACAGCCAGCUGUAGCCAGAAUGAGAGUUGUUGGGAUUCUGUGCUUUGCUUUCACUGCUUAUUAUAUUCAACUCCAUGACUUGAUCAUUUUCAGCCCGCUGCACCAUUUCAAUAAAUGCUGAGGCUGACAUUCGUUGAAUCUCGGUAUGCUUGGCAGUCUUCUCUUGACUUAGUGUAGUGGGGAGAAGGUUGGACAAUUAAAGUCUUGGAAGAUGGACCAUCUGCCACUGGUAGUGAAAUCAGCACAGUCUCCUCUCCCCUGACAACCCUGAACCCCUCGCGUUACCACCCAAGCUAUCUUGUCUGGUAUGUAGGGAAACGUAGUUACCUGUGAAUUUUUUCAUAUUAUUGCUUGUAAAAAUUUAGGAUCAGAUUUUGAAUUAGCUGCACACAGUUCACCUAAACCUUCCUACAUUCCUUCUUAUAGGAAGUUAUGUAGAACAAAGACUAUGAAAUAUCCUAUAAAAUAAUACUUGAUAUACCUGAAUCAGUCUGGCAUGAAGGGUACUCCUCUCCUGACCAUGUUGCCAUACAGACCCAUGCGCCCCACUCUUCUACUGUCUUUUGAGAUUAUAUUUCCUCAUAUUGAAGAAUUUUACACCACCCCUUUUUAUAAGAUCUGGUCCUCUGGAAGUAGUGGAAGUGCACAUCUUUUGCACUGCAAUUAGGGGCAGUCUUGAUAAGCUGUUUUAUUGAAACAGUUAAAUACAGUUGCCGUCUUUUCCAAGCGCAUGGUGUAAAGAGUCAAAAUAAUGGAGCAGAAAUUCCCAUCUGUUUUUAGUGGUUCUUGGAUUGAACAUACAUGUUCAUCAAAAAGUCAAUGUAAUGUGACUCAGAAGUGGGUCUCCAUAAUUUACCUAGUUUCAGCCAGCAGCACAAGGAAAUUCCAGCCAUGAUAACGGUGUUCUUGAUGCUGAUGAUUAGGUGCACAGAGAUUCUUCAGCCCUGCUUUUUAGUCAUGCUGUUACAUGUUCUGGUGGCACUCACCCCACAUUCCAAGGAAGAGAAAGAAACCCUGGAAUGAUGCUCUAUUCUAAUGCACAUAAAGACCAUAGGUGAGGACCGGUCUAAGUCACAUGCUCCACCAAUCGUUUUGUAUAUACAGCAUACCAUUUCAAAUGACAGGUGCCUUUUCUUGCCCUGAAAUGUCUUUUACAAAAGGCUGGUGCUUGUUUGGGGCUUCUUGUAGGGGUUGUGUCAUCAGGCAAAAUGGUCUAUGGGUGUGUGCGUUAUGUGUGUAUGCAGGAUAAGGUGUUUAAGAUUUUAUACCUCUGUGUAAAUAGUGUAAGUUAUUUAUGGUUCCUGAUGUACAUGGUUUUCCAACGUGUGUGUUUGUCCUUAAUAAAUAAGCUUGUUAAAAUAACAUCUGAGAAUAAAUCUUUGUUUAAGUCAGUUGGCUAGAAUUCGAAGCUCAUUCAGUAGAAUCAAGAGAAAGAUAGGGAAAUUCAAUUUAGAGGUGGGUUUGAAGAAGUAGAAUUUUGGGAUGUUUUGAU